AUGCAUUACGCUUUCAACGACUCGCUCCUUGCCAUGAGCCCUUGGGUCACUCAGAACAUCGCUAGUGUCGUCUUCAUCCUCGUCUUUGUGAGCGCCGUCUCUGGAUACCUCGCUGCUCGUCACCUGCACGCUCCGAAGCCACAUCCUCGCCGGGCAAGAGGCAAAAGCAAUCGCAAAUCUUCCGCCUCCAGACUCCCAUCCAUCAACGCUGGCCAUAAGACAGAUCGUGUAUCGUACUUCAGAUUUCUACCCUCGUUCAUCACUGGCGCAAACACACGCAAAGUCGCCCAAGGCAAACCUAUCAAGACGGAGCGGCUUUCAAAAUCAAUGUCUCCGCCUGUCUGGACAAUCAUACGAGAUCCGACGAUCCCUGACUCUCCGUCAGAUUCAGACAUCGAUGCACGCUACGACUCACGCUACGACUCAGAACCCAUGUCAAGUCACGCAGACCAGUCGGAAUCAGAACGAGAAGGUAAAUGGUCCUUCCACAAAGGCGAGGUGAUCGAAAUCAAGGACGACAGUCCGCCCGCCAGAUCUUCCAACAGGCCACCCCGCACUCAAGGCGCCUUCGGUAUCCAAGAUGUCUUACUGCAGUAUCAGAAGACAAAGAGUCGAGCAUGCAAUGCAAUGCUGUUCAUUGUUCUCCACCUCAUCGAGGCUGCUCUCCUCAACAUCAAGCAAGAUUACGUCCACGCCAGCAUCUACCUACCUACCAACCAUUCAACCACGUCCAUUCUCCUCUGCAGCCUCACCUUCGGCCUGAAUCGCCUCUUUUGGGCGUCCAUCCUCGCCUUCGUCGCCUACACGCUACUAGACCGCGCCCUUCGUCGACCGUACGAAUCCUCCCAGAGCCUGAUCUGCAGAAAUUUGGCCCUCCUCCUCGCCAAAUACACCUUUCUACUCGCCUUUGCAUCGGCCAUCUCAAUCGGCGACGAUUACAUGCUCGCCAAAUGCACGACUGCGGAGCUUCUACUCAGCAACAUUCUGCUGAUCUUGGUCUCCGUUCUUGCUGUCAGGACUACAGAUGCUGAGCGGCAGGCGCUUGCCGCGAUGAUACACCGCAUCAACGUCGGACUUGGACAGGGCAUUCAGCACAUGUGGAUCGUAUUGAAAGCACAACUCAACAGCUUGAUGGGUAUACUGGGUACCGGACUCCUGAUCUCGUGCUUUAUCAGUGGCGCAUGA
This is a messenger RNA of Zymoseptoria tritici IPO323, 1185 nucleotides long. RefSeq lists its product as uncharacterized. The transcript is spliced from 4 exons. The record is from RefSeq and is a predicted model, not a curated record. The coding region runs from base 1 to 1185 and encodes 394 amino acids. Lineage: Eukaryota; Fungi; Ascomycota; Dothideomycetes; Mycosphaerellales; Mycosphaerellaceae.